This is a messenger RNA of Williopsis jadinii, 744 nucleotides long. Its product is annotated as ETC complex I subunit. The record is from RefSeq and is a predicted model, not a curated record. Lineage: Eukaryota; Fungi; Ascomycota; Saccharomycetes; Phaffomycetales; Wickerhamomycetaceae. Gene Ontology annotation, biological process: electron transport chain. The transcript is spliced from 2 exons. The coding region runs from base 161 to 646 and encodes 161 amino acids.
CCGUCGCAUGCUAACGCUCUGCCUGUAGUUUAUCCGUCUGCUGCCCGUAACAAAAACUGGCCUGGAGAGAAAAAAAGCUUCAGGGAAAAACAAAAUCAACACUUCCCCCCUGAAAAGGAAAUCAGAACAAGGUGAAGGCUUUGAAAAGAGGACAAACAAGAUGCUUAGACAAUUCACUCCCCGCCCAUGUGUGCUGAGAAGCAUUUCUCAGACGCAAUUCAGGGCGAUUUCCAAAGCUGCCGGCGAAGUUGUUCAGAAACAGGAAGAGCACGGAGAGUUGCCUAAGGAGCUCAUCAGCGGAGCACCACUGGAGCUGAUCACCGAGAGGGUUGUUAGAAUCUUCAAGGAUGCUAAGCCAGCUACCCAGAGCGGUAACUGGGGACAGCACUUCUGGAAGCUUGACUGGGACGUGCUUGGUAAGGGCAACCGUUGGGAGAACGAUCUCAUUGGUUACCAGUCGUCCGGUGAUUACAUGCAAGGAACCAUCAUGAAGUUUGAUACAAAGGAGGCUGCCAUCAAGUUUGCACAAGGCCAAGGCUGGAGUUUUAUUGUUGAGGAGCCAAACGUGAGAAGAUUCAAGCAAAAGGACUACUCCAGAAACUUCUACCAUUCUAAGGGCAAGUUGAAACACGUCAGAACCAAAUGAUGUGAGAUGUUAUUCACCCCGACACAUUUAUUUAUUCUUCCACUUAUUUAUUACACCGUUCUUUAUAUAUAUAACAGAAAACAUUGUUUAAACCAGUC